AAAUAAAUUAUUUAUUUUACAGAACCAUGGGCUCAAAAUUUUUGUCUGAUUGCAAUUCUGACUGUACUUGUUCUGAUCAUAACUAUGAUCCAAUUUGUGGUGCAGAUAACACAAUUUACUUUUCUCCUUGUUUUGCUGGCUGUCAGACGGUUUAUCAAGAAAAUGAGAGAAAGGCCUAUGGAUCUUGUUCGUGCAUUGAACACGGAGGGAUGAAUAUGACAUUUCGUGGAACUGAGUAUGUUGUCCAAGCAACUCGGGAGAAAUGUGAUAAUAAUUGUACUCAUGGUCCAUUAUUUCUGGGUGUUAUAUUUCUUUGUAUGUUCUUCACGUUUUUGGUCAGCAUGCCUUCUUUGUCGGCCACUUUACGGUGAGAAAGUUUUCUAAUUUA
Molecule: messenger RNA, 388 nt
Organism: Parasteatoda tepidariorum (common house spider)
Lineage: Eukaryota; Metazoa; Arthropoda; Arachnida; Araneae; Theridiidae
Source: RefSeq, a predicted model, not a curated record